This is a messenger RNA of Paramecium sonneborni, 978 nucleotides long. The record is from the annotation of a GenBank genome assembly. NCBI's taxonomy places the organism in Eukaryota, Ciliophora, Oligohymenophorea, Peniculida, Parameciidae.
AUGCCACAGUAAAAAAUAAUAAUAAGAUCUCGAAGUAAUAAAUAAGGAUCUAAAUUAUCGUCUCCUCGAGGUGAACUAACAAAUAGUUAAACUAAAGUAAAUAAAUAUAUUAUAAGCAAGUUAAUUGAGAGAUUAAUGAGUAGAUAAAAAGAUAGAGGAAAUAAAGAAGAGGAAUAAUUUCAAUAAUAUUUUGAACAUUUAAGAGGUAUUGAAGAUUAGAAAUGAUAGGAUAAUGUUUAUGUUCUAUUUGUAAUUGUGGAAAGCAUUAAUGUGAAGGAAAAUAAUGUAAGAAUAAACCAUCAAUGUCUGGGAGUAAAAGUAUUUAUUAAAGGGAAUUCAUUCAUAAAUCUCCAGAUUAGAGUUCUCAUUAUAAUUAAAACUUUUUUGAUAAUCCUAAAUAGGAAGGUGAUGUAGGAAAUAUAUCAAUAUAUAAGGUAUUAUCAUUAGAAUCUUUUAGCAUGAUUUUUUGGGUAAAUAAUCAAAUUUUAGAUUUAAAAGUAAUUCCCCUUAAUCAAUGAUUCGAAGUGGACCAUUUUAUGGUUUAUCAACUUAUAAUAAUAUGUUUUUAAAUUGGGGAAAUGGUGAUACUGUUCCAUUAUUAUCUUAAAAGAGUCCAACAGUAAUUAGAGAUCUUCCAUUUUUUGGGAGAACAAAUUAUAAAGAAUGUUAUUAAGGAACAUAAGUUUAACCUGUUUAAAGUACUAAAGGUUUAUACUGUAAUAAAUAAAUACUAUAAUUUAAGAGAGAUCACCUUUGUAGCCACCAAAUAUAUAGUUUAAUGGAAUUUCAGUUACUAAAUCUUCAUAUUAACCUUAUCUAACAGAUAAAUCUAAUAAUUUAAAAGAAUCAACUUAAAUAAAAUUGAAUCCAUCUUAUUAAGGACAAUACAAUAGUCAAUAUUUUAAGGAAUUUGAUCCAAAAUAUAAAUAACUAUGUCCUGCUAAAUAAGUUUUAGAAGAAGUGAUUUAAUAAUGUUGA